This is a messenger RNA of Nannospalax galili (Upper Galilee mountains blind mole rat), 939 nucleotides long. RefSeq names its product taste receptor type 2 member 7. Gene Ontology annotation, biological process: sensory perception of taste; G protein-coupled receptor signaling pathway; detection of chemical stimulus involved in sensory perception of bitter taste. Lineage: Eukaryota; Metazoa; Chordata; Mammalia; Rodentia; Spalacidae. Gene Ontology annotation, molecular function: bitter taste receptor activity; G protein-coupled receptor activity. Bases 1 to 939 code for a protein of 312 amino acids. Gene Ontology annotation, cellular component: membrane. The transcript has a single exon. The record is from RefSeq and is a predicted model, not a curated record.
AUGGCAUAUACAGUAGAUACUAUCCUAAUGCUUAUUGCUGCUGGAGAGGCAUCAGUAGGGAUAGUAGGAAAUGCAUUCAUUGGUCUGGUAAACGUCAUGGACUGGAUCAAGCGAAAGAAGAUUGCCUCCAUUGAUUUGAUCCUUACAAGUCUGGCCAUGUCCAGAAUUUGUCUACUGUGUAUAAUACUGUUAGAUUGCUUCAUAUUGGUGCUGUAUCCAGACAUCUAUGAAAAUGGUAAAGAAAUGAGGAUCAUUGACUUCUUCUGGACCCUCGCCAACCAUUUAAGUGUCUGGUCAGCCACCUGCCUCAGCGCCUUCUACCUCUUCAAGAUUGCUAACUUCUUCCACCCUCUUUUUCUCUGGAUAAAGUGGAGGAUUGACAAGAUGAUUCUCAGGACUCUGUUGGCCUGCUUGGUCCUCUCUGUGUGUUUUAGCCUUCCAGUCACUGAGAAUUUGAAUGAUGAUUUCAGACGUUGUGUCAAGACAAAGGAGAAAAUGAACACAACUUUGAAAUGCAAAACAAAUAAAGCUGGACAUGCUUCUGUCAAGGUAAAUCUCAACCUGGUCAUGCUACUCCCUUUUUCUGUGUCCCUGGUCUCAUUUUCCCUCUUGAUUCUCUCCCUGUGUAGACAUACCAGGCAGAUGAAGCUCAGUGCCACAGGGUACAACGAUCCUAGCACAGCAGCACAUGUGGGGGCCAUGAAAGCAGUUAUCUCAUUCCUCCUCCUCUUUGUUGCCUACUGCCUGGCCUUUCUCAUAGCCACCUCCAGCUACUUUAUACCAGAGACUGAAUUAGCUGUGAUUUGGGGCGAGUUAAUAGCUCUGAUCUACCCAUCAAGCCAUUCAUUUAUCUUAAUCCUGGCGAACAGUAAAUUAAGGCAAGCAUCCAAAAGGAUGCUUUGGAAUGUAAAGAAUAUUUUAAAGGGAAGAAAGUGUUAA